Messenger RNA from Micropterus dolomieu (smallmouth bass), 1615 nucleotides. RefSeq names its product tetratricopeptide repeat protein 27-like. The record is from RefSeq and is a predicted model, not a curated record. The coding region runs from base 1 to 1320 and encodes 439 amino acids. Gene Ontology annotation, molecular function: protein binding. The transcript has 11 exons. NCBI's taxonomy places the organism in Eukaryota, Metazoa, Chordata, Actinopteri, Centrarchiformes, Centrarchidae.
AUGACCCCUACAGCAUUAGUCGACUACUUUGAAGACAAGACCUGUCCCGUGACCGAGCGGCUCAAGGUCUUCUACUGCUGCCGAGCCCCGCCCAAAUGGGCUGUCCAGAAACAGCUGGCCAGCCUGCUGACAGACCUUGGCUGCAUGAGCUCAGCUCUGCUCAUUUAUGAACAGCUGGAGCUCUGGGAGGAUGCAGUUAUCUGCUAUGAGAGGCUGGGCCAACAUGGAAAGGCCGAGGAGAUUGUUCGCAGGGAGUUGGAGAAGAAGGAGACGCCCAGUCUGUAUUGCCUACUGGGAGACAUAUUGAGGGACCAUCAGUACUAUGACCGUGCGUGGGAGCUGUCACGCCAACGCAGCGCCAGAGCCAUGCGCUCCAAAGCCCUGCUGCACCUCCACAACAAGGAGUUCCAGCAGUGUGUCGACUGUUUCGAGCAGUCGCUCAAAAUCAACGCCAUGCAGCUCGGGGUUUGGUUUUCCCUCGGGUGUGCCUACUUUGCCCUGGAGGGCCAUGAAGGAGCUGCCAGGGCUUUCCAGAGGUGUGUGGGACUAGAACCAGAUAACGCAGAAGCUUGGAGCAACCUGUCUGCGGCCUACAUUCGCCUCCAAAAGAAAAACAAAGCCUUUCUUACCCUGCAAGAAGCUCUGAAGUGUAACUACGAACACUGGCAGAUCUGGGAGAACUUUAUCACUGUUAGCACUGACAUCGGGGACUUUGCUGAAGCCAUCAAGGCCUACCAUCGUCUGAUGGACCUCAGGGAAAACUACAAGGACAUCCAGAUUCUUCAGAUCCUGGUAAAAGCGGUUGUUGAAAACCUGACAGACCGCCAGGGUGAGCAGGCAGUAACUCUCAAGUCCAAACUGAAGGAGCUCCUGGGACGGGUCAGUUCCCGGCACAGUACUGACUCUGAGAUCUGGCGGCAAUACGCUUUGCUGUAUGGUGACGGCCACAGCUCCAACCCAGAGGACAACGAAAAGGCACUACAGUUCUUGUCAAAGGCCCAUCGCUGCGAGGUUCAGGCUGGUGGCUGGGAGAAAGAACCUGGUCUGUUCAAGGAGGUGAUCAAAAGAGCCACCGAUAUGGGAGAAGUGACCAUCAGCUGCAGUAAGAUGAAGAGUAAUCCAACCGAAGCUCUACAGAUGCUCUCCUCCACCCGCCUCAGUCUCAGGAGUCUGGCCACCAAAGCUAAGCAAAUGCACACAGAUGUGGCCACGGGUCAGGUCCACGCCGAGCUGCAGGAUGGUGUCGCUGCUCUGGAGCAACUCAUCGCACAACUGCAGGAGCUGAGUGGGAAGCUCCGUGACCAAUCACAGGGGCCGUAGGAAAAACCAGAAGCUGUGGUCCCUCACAAGACAGAGACUCUACAGCUGCAGUUAUCAGUCUUGUGUAUUGUUGAACGCCUUUAAAUCAAGAGUUUUACAUGUGAUGAAUAUAACAACAGGUAACAUUUAGAAAUGAAAAGCCAAAGGACUCACUUAGUAUCAGAACGUUUUUAUACAUCUAUAAUCCACAUUGGAAUGUAAACAAUGACUGUAAGGCAUCAAAUAGAAAAAAAAUUACAAUUCUGAAUACUUGCGUUUUACUUUUUCUGUUGCAUAAUAAAAUGUCUUAUUUGGA